AUGAUUAUUGAUAUUCAUUUAGAAGUAUUAAACGAAUGUGAAAAAGGGGAUCUGCAUUCGACGAAGGAAGACUUUUUUGAAAUUUUGGUUCAAGAAUUUAUGGGAAGCGAAUUAAUAAAGGAAGAGAAGGUUCCAAGUUCAGAUUCCGGGCUUCAGGGUUUAGGGAAGAAGGCUUCCUUCCUAAGGAUGAGAUUCCUAUGGAAGAUGUUCCUACGGAAGAAGUUCCAAGUUCAGAUUCCGUGUUUAGAGUUAAUGCUGCUAAGGAAGAGGUUCCUAGGGAAGAGGUUCCAAGUUCAGAUUCCGGGUUUUAGGGUGUAG
Plasmodium coatneyi is the source of this 318-nucleotide messenger RNA. Its product is annotated as SICA antigen. The record is from RefSeq and is a predicted model, not a curated record. Bases 1 to 318 code for a protein of 105 amino acids. The transcript is spliced from 2 exons. Lineage: Eukaryota; Apicomplexa; Aconoidasida; Haemosporida; Plasmodiidae.